GGGGCCUGGCUGGCAAGAUGGCGCCCUCCGCGCUGCUGCGGCCCUUGUCGCGGCUGCUGGCUCCCGCCCGGCUUCCGAGCGGCUCGGCCGCGCGGUCCAAGUUCUACGUGCGGGAGCCGCUGCACGCCCAGCCGAACUGGCCCAAGGUCGUGCUGACCUUCGCCACCACGGGCUUCCUGUGGUUCAAACUUAUCACACAACAUCAAGAAGAUGAGUUAGAGUAUAAAAGGAGAAAUGGAUUAGAAUAAACUGGAAAUGCUAAUAUAGUAUGUUCCACAUGACUAUGGAAGUCCUUCUGAAUUCCCAUCUACUGAGUUGUGUGAG
Molecule: messenger RNA, 324 nt
Organism: Dipodomys ordii (Ord's kangaroo rat)
Lineage: Eukaryota; Metazoa; Chordata; Mammalia; Rodentia; Heteromyidae
Gene: Ndufc1
Product: NADH dehydrogenase (ubiquinone) 1, subcomplex unknown, 1, 6kDa
Exons: 4
Coding region: 18-248 (76 amino acids)
Cellular component (GO): mitochondrion
Source: RefSeq, a predicted model, not a curated record